Messenger RNA from Macrobrachium nipponense, 1422 nucleotides. RefSeq names its product 4-hydroxybutyrate coenzyme A transferase-like. Gene Ontology annotation, biological process: acetate metabolic process. Gene Ontology annotation, molecular function: acetate CoA-transferase activity. Gene Ontology annotation, cellular component: mitochondrion. Bases 346 to 1422 code for a protein of 358 amino acids. Lineage: Eukaryota; Metazoa; Arthropoda; Malacostraca; Decapoda; Palaemonidae. The record is from RefSeq and is a predicted model, not a curated record. The transcript is spliced from 8 exons.
AUACAGAAAAGAUAUUUCUUUAAGGUAAGAACUCAUUUAUUAUUUACCUUAUUAAUGUAAUCUCCCAUGCUGUUAAGUCAUUUUUCGGUAGAUCAGAAAAUUCUGAGGUGCAACUUAGAUUUAGGCCUAUAUUCACCACAUAAGACAACCACUAGAAUUAAGAUAACACCACUUCCCCCCAAAAUACAUAACGAAUGAGACAUUUGGUGUGUUAACAUCUUGCAUGCAAAGGUUUCAGAUGCCUAACCCAAGUUUCUCUAUGCAUAUUGUACUUUGUUGUAUCUUUCAGGUGAUGUUGUAUUUGUUCAUGGUGCUGCUGCUACUCCCCUCAAACUUGUCAAAGCCAUGACUGAACAUGGUAAGAGCAGCCAACUUAAGGAUGUAACUGUUUGUCACAUACACACAGAGGGACCAGCCUUGUAUGCUCAGCCAGAUUGUGAAGGUAUAUUUCGGGCCAAUUCCUUCUUUAUCGGGUCUAACUGCAGAAAAACUGUGAAUGAUGGAAGAGGAGAUUUUGUGCCCAUCUUCCUCUCAGAAAUUCCUAUCCUUUUCCAUCGGGAAAUAAUCAAAAUUGAUGUAGCUCUGGUGCAGGUGUCACCACCAGAUAAACAUGGGUUCUGCUCUUUGGGAACAAGCGUUGAUUGUGCUCGUGCUGCAGUGCAAAAUGCAAAGUAUAUUAUUGGGCAGGUUAACCCAUGUAUGCCACGAACAUUCGGUGAUGGCGUUAUCCAUAAGAGUCAUUUUGAUGCUAUGGUUGAUGGCAUUGAGAACCUACCAGAACACAAGCCAAAGGAACGCUCAGAAGUAGACAAUCAAAUUGGGAAACUUAUUGCUGAUAACCUAGUUGUAAAUGGUGCUACUCUACAAAUGGGUAUCGGAAAUAUUCCUGAUGCAGUUUUGGCCUCGUUGAAGGGUCACAAAGAUCUGGGGAUACAUUCUGAAAUGUUCAGUGAUGGAGUGGUUGAUUUGACGGAGGCUGGUUGUAUUACCAAUGCCCACAAGACAUUUCAGCCAGGGAAGAUUGUUGGCAGUUUUAUUGUGGGAACGCGAAGACUUUUUGAUUUUGUGGAUAACAAUCCUUUUGUUACAAUGUGUGAUGUUUCUUUUGUCAACAACAUCCCUAUUAUAGCUGAGAACCCGAAAGUAACUGCCAUUAAUUCAUGCAUUGAAGUAGACUUGACAGGCCAGGUUGUGUCUGAUUCUAUUGGCACUCGGAUGUAUUCAGGUGUUGGUGGGCAAGUGGAUUUCUUAAGAGGAGCUGCAGUUUGUAGGGAUGGCUUAGGAAAGCCUAUCUUAGCCAUGCCUUCUGUAACAUCUCGUGGAGAAUCCAAAAUUGUUCCCUUCCUAAAGCAAGAUCGUGUGGUAUCUCUUGACUAUGGUGUGGAUUCUUGGGUAGACUUGCAUUUAUGUACAGCAUUUUGA